Molecule: messenger RNA, 3441 nt
Organism: Paramuricea clavata
Lineage: Eukaryota; Metazoa; Cnidaria; Anthozoa; Malacalcyonacea; Plexauridae
Source: the annotation of a GenBank genome assembly
GAAUUUCCAUGUAGCCCAAAACAGCAGCUGUGUUCAACCAAAUGUAACUGUGUGUAAUCAAUGGAAGCACGUUAGUUAUUAAAGGUAUUUUACUGCAAUAUAUUAUGACAACUGAACUCCGAAGAGUUUAUGAAUUAUCAACAACACUAUACAACGUUCAAGCCGAGGCUAGCAGUUGACCAAUUUCUAUUCUAUUUCUAGAACAAAUUUUGUUAUGGCUAGUGCUAAUGUAGCGUGGAAAUUUGCUGGAGGUGAAUUUUCAAUCAACAUCAGCACUGACAGUGUACUAGUAGCAAAAGACGUGUGUAAAACUGUAACUACACUAGGGGAAGUAGCACGAGACGUGUGCAAAACUGCAGGUGACGUAGCACGAGACGUGUGCAUCACUGCAGUUUCCCUGAGUGCUCUCUACCUUGGUUAUAAAUUAGUAAGACCAUUAAUCGAGACUGCGGUUACAAGAGGUCUUGGUGAUGAACGAGAUGACCAAGAAGUUCGAGGUAUCCGACCAGGAUCUUUGCAUGUUCUAUUACAUUGUUUUACAGACGAGAGAUUUCUGGAAGUCUUAGCAGAUUACGAAUCAGGAAGGAUGAAAGAACGCUUGCAGGAAGAAUUUUCACAGAUUGGAAUUAAAGUAGAAGGAUUGAAGGUGGAGAUUGAAAACAUGGUAGAGGUGAACGAAACGAAGGAAGCCAUAAACAAAAGGUAUGAUAGAUGUUUUAUAAAAAAUAUAACUCGUACUGCGCGCGUUUUGAAUAUCAGAUACAAAACUUCCAACUGAGUUUUAUCCUAUAGCUAAACAUCCUCGUUCCCAGACUGACACUAUGUAAAUUUUUACUGUGGAUAUAAACGAAUGUAUAGUUUAAGCAUGGGAAUGCCAACAUUGUCCAUAAAAAGGGCAAUGUCAUUUUCUAUCUAAAAUGAAUAAUAACUGGAAAAAAUUGGCAUUGGCAUCUUAAUAUUGUUUUAAUUAAUGCAGAUCUCAUAUCAACAAGGAUCUUUGCGAGGACGUGAAAAAUAUUGUAAUAGAUGAUGUGGAGAGUGACCUAGAGAUAAAUAAGCAGGUAAGUAAAUCUCGCUCGUGUAACGGUAUGAGAUUUUCUCGAUAGACAACGAACCGUUUCACCUGUAAUUUGCAGCAUGAGCUCCACCUUUGAAUUUACUACAUGAGUAAAUUCUUAAACACGUCCGAAUUUAUCAUUAUGAUAAAUUCGCGGCACAUUUUGAAUUUAUCAUAAUGGUAAAUUCGCGGCACCUAUAUAACCCCUAACCCUAAUCUAACUUUUUAAACUUUUUUUUUUCUUUUUUAAACUUUUUUAAAACUUUUUAAAAACUUUUUUAAACUUUUUUUUUAAAAAUCCGGAAAAUCUCAGGCGUUCAGUGAACCGGUUAUAACCAGACUAUAUGCCCAUGUAUCUAGUUAACUCAUUAAGUUACAUUGCGCCGUAAUGCGGCCUACUUUAUUACUUUAUUACUUUACGAUUUUAAUCUGAAAGCGUAUACGAGACGAGAGAAAUGGACGGUUUAAAUGGUUUCAUUCGAAGCAGCACAGUUGUCAAAAUAGGUAACGGGUUUUGUCGCAUAAUUGAGAUAAAAUGACUUCCGGAAAUCCCUUCGAGUAAUAUUCAGAAGCAUUAAAUCCAACGAAUUAAAUUCGACGAAAAAUUCGGCGUUUAAAAUAAACCUAAGAUGGAAUAUAGCAAUAGCAGCGAUUGCAAUUGAAAAAGUCUUAAUAUUUACAUACGGUAGCAAAGCUAUUUCAUAUUCCCUUCAAUUCUCAUCAGUUCCAACUAAUUAACUUAAUUAGACAGUAAUUUCUGCGAUUUCCGUUUAUUACUAUAGUCCGUGCAGGGGCAGCGCUAGAUGUCUUCGAAUAGGGGAGGAAAUUAUGCCGCGUCAUUCUUCCUAUCCAAUUCAUGUUUUCCCGACUACGAAAACAAUUUUCCGACUCGGAUGGAAUAAUUUGCCGAUUACCCGACAGCUGCGGAGUGUACCUUUCUCCCCCCCCCCCACACACACUCUUUAGUGCAACCCCUCAGUUCGUACAUAUAUGGCCUUUUGACUGAUAAGUAAAACAAGUUUUGUUGCGUAAGGUCUACAAGAUACAUUACUGCAUGAACGGAUAGAAUACUGAUAUAUAGGCUAUAUAGUAACUAAUGUUUUGCGAAGACAACUAUUUAAACAAUUAAUCAAUACGUGCAUCUGAAAGAUUCUAAGUUUCGGUUGAAUUAUUUCCAAGAUAUCAGAUGUUCUUGUUUUGGUAAUCAUCUGAACAAGUUUUUGAAUAGCCUGCAUAAAUAUCUGAAUGUUUGCUUGGUGAUGAAAUGUGUGAAGGUAUCACAAGUUCUAAAAUUAUUUUUUUAUAAGUUUCACUACUGAUGUCAAUCAUGGGUUUAGAGCGUGGAAACGACUAUACAGUCGCAAUUAAUAGUCAAAUAGAUUAAUAAAAUUUCAGAUUUUCACAUGGUACUUGUUCCACAAAAUGUAUUUUCCUACCUUGUUAAUUUGUCGGGCAGUUAUAUUUUUUAUCACUAAAUAUAAUUUCAAAGAUUUAAGCGGUUGUACUGGGCAAUGUACAUGUUCCAAUACAACAAAACGGAUUUAUUUCUAGUAAUAUGCGGUUUGAAUAAAGUUUAUCAGUGCUCGCCGUCAAUUGAGUGUCUUGCCAAUUGUCGUCAAUUUUCGGUAAAAAAAUAAAUAAAAAUUAAAAUAAACGAUUGGCUCCCUUCUUAAAUACGAAGCUACUAGCCUCAUAAAUUCAUUGUUGUCACUCUCAAUAUGUACAGGAUUCCAAUGUCCAAUAGCAAAUCAUAGCAUUUUUAGGCAGACGAAAUGCUUUCAGACGAAAACAUAACUUAUACCAACCAAGCUACAUUCUGUUAUUAGACUAAGAAAGAAGAAAAAAUGAAAAAGAACGUUUCAGAAUUGGCAUCAAAACAAAAAGCUCUUGAAAAAAUGUUAAACAUGCAUGGAGAAGACCAUUUUGACACUGCUCUUAGUUAUUUCAACAUUGGAAACACACAAUAUGAGAUGAAAGAUUACAAGUCAGCGUUAGAGUCACACCAACAUGCUCUUCAAAUCAGAUUAAAACUCUUUGGUGAAGACCAUUCAGACACUGCUCUAAGUUAUUGGAGUCUUGGAAGGAUGCAACAUGAGAUGAAAGAUUACAAGUCAGCGUUGGAAUCAAGUCAACAUGCUCUUCAAAUCAGAUUAAAACUGUUUGGCGAAGACCAUUCUGACACUGCUAGAAGUUAUCACAGCAUUGGAGUUGCACAAUAUGAGAUGAAAGAUUACAAGUCAGCGUUGGAAUCUGAUCAAUAUGCACUUCGAAUCAGAUUAAACCUGUUUGGAAAAAAUCAUUCUGACAUGCACUGCUGCAAGUUAUCACAGCAUUGCAGUAACACAAUAUGGAAUGAAAGAUUACAAGUCAGCGUUGGAAUCUAA